This is a messenger RNA of Eimeria mitis, 3492 nucleotides long. RefSeq lists its product as uncharacterized. Lineage: Eukaryota; Apicomplexa; Conoidasida; Eucoccidiorida; Eimeriidae. The transcript has 7 exons. Bases 1 to 3492 code for a protein of 1163 amino acids. The record is from RefSeq and is a predicted model, not a curated record.
AUGCCGGAUCAUGUAAAGUUGCAGUAUCAUCAAGACAUGCUGCGGCGGCAGCAGGAACGGCUGGCCUCCCCCUCCUCUCUAUCUGCGCUUCUUCAUUUAGGGAACAGCCUUGUAGCAGCAAACCUCAAGCAGGCCUUAGAGAGAGAGGUAGAGCUUCACUGGGCAGCGAUGACGCCAACGGAAGUCUCGGCAACACUCAAUCUUCUAGCAAAGAUGAAGCACCGGCCGACCUCCGCGCUGAACAAACUGGGGCUUGCUGUACAGCACAGUCUUCAUCUUUAUACACCGAACUUGUUGUCAGGCUGCCUGUUGAGCUUUGACAUUUUGCUUUACCGUCACCGUUCCCUUCUCUCAUCCCUUUCAACUUUCUUGCUCAACAAACAAAUCGCAUCGCCUCAUCAUCGCCAGAAACGUCAGGAACGCCGCCAACAGUACCCCCGCCCGUCACCCCGGUUUGUCAGCCAACUCUCUGCUGUAUCCGCAACAAUGCCGACGGCGGCGGCAAAAACUCCAGCCUUAACAGCGACAGAAGCAUAUAUUGCUUCUCGUCAGCACAAUCUCGGACAAAUGCAGCACCAAAAAGAGCAGGAACCGUCACUAGGGUCAGAAGCAGAAGCACAAGCACGAAGGCCAUUUAGUCUUAAUGAGCUGCAACCCGUCGAGCGGCUCCCUCCUGAUGCACACCUCCCCCCUCCACUUGCCUUCGAUCGUCAUACUCGCAAAGAUGAUAUUGAAACGACACACCUGCUCGAACAAGUCGAGAUGCCCAAGGAUGCACUUGAUCGUUUGGUUCCUAGUGAUGGACUCUCGGGGAACAGUCGGUGUUUCAAGUCAGCAGACUCACCAGGAGUUUCAGGACUGACGGCAGCGCCACGCAGGUCGACAAUUUCUCUGCAAUCAAGGGCUGGGGCAGCUGCGGUAGCACUCACUGUUCGCGGCGCAGACAUUCCGUGCAGUGUAGGCGUCAGCAUAGAUCCGUUUCUUGCUGCUGCUUUGCUGCAACACCUGUCCCAUAUACAGCAUUACAAAGAUCCGGAGCUGUUGUCUAGGCUACUUGCAUCCGUUUCAGCGGCCACUGCGAACUAUGGGCAGCAGCGCAUGCAGCAUCUCUUGGAGCCGGAGAGUGAUAGUCGGCUACGUGGCAGCUGCCCUGUCCCUGUAACAGAAAAUUCAGCAGGCUUUCCACUUGUAACUUGUGCCGAAUCAGUACAUCAUGUGGCUGAGGCAGCGAACGAAGUGGCUGCAACUACUGUGGUAGCUUCCACUUCGGAAGUAUCAUUUUCUACGGUUGCGUCGGCAGGAGAUCCAGCAGCGUUGACAGCUAAUGAGGCUACAGUGAGGAGGCGCCGCGGCACGCCGAUAGGCACCCAUGAGCUGCACGAGAGCUGGGCAGAAUUUGCUUCAGCCGCGAUCACUGCAGCAGAUGCCUUACUUCCGCGCUGGGGCAAAACCAGAAGAGCCAGCUUUUCAGGACCGGCGCCCGAAGCUUCUCGUAGACAUGGCGGCGAAGACAAUCGCACAGGGGGGGCAGAACUGCUCAAUGAAACUGUAUCGUCUAGGGGCAAAUCGCAACCUUCCGGAUCACACGGAGUCCCAUCUGACCAAGACACGAUAAGGAGGCUGAAGGAGCAAGGACUGCACAGGGCUUUGCAAUUCGUAACUUUACCCUGGAGCACAUUCGUGUCUCAAUUCAGAAAAGCCAUAGACCUUGGCACAUCCAGAGAGAGGCCCCACACUCGCAACCGGCUCGCUCGAAAGAGACGCCGUACGGUAAACGGAUUUGUGCCUGCAGGAGCAGAGGUUGCUCGAACAGUUACAAAGAGAGAGUGCGCUGCUGAUUCGAUGCGACGCUGGGCUUGCUGUCGGCGGGCUUUUCUACAGCCAUUCCAGCUGGUGUCUUUGUUCUCACGCCAAUAUCCGCCAAGCAUUGGUGCGGAGGCUACGGCAUCUGCAAGGACUGACUCUUCUGGAAAUGCGCAGUUGCCGCCUCAGCCGCAGUUGCAACUCCCUUCGCAUCAAAUUUUCCCUUUUGGCAUUUCAUUUGCCGAUACUGCUGGCACCCAGGCACUGCUGAUGGACACUGGUCCGUUGCUUCCUCCCGUUUUGCCAAAGGAUGCGCCUUCCUCUCUGAAGAAACAAGUCAAACAGCAGCACGACAAGAAGAUGAAAUGUGCACGCCAAGCGCAAGCUCUUUUGCAGCGGCAUCAGCAGCGACUGCACUUGCCGGGGGGGAUUGAUUCUCCAUCAGUUGGCGCAUCUACUGCGACUGUAACGGCAGGAACAGCAAAUCCACCAACAGUUCAAGCGAUUGGUAUAACGUCAACAUCAGAGCAACCUCCAGCGUUUCAGUCAGUUCCAAUGAUUUGCCCAGGGGAUUCAAUUCAAUCAGCUGCCACACCGAAGCCCGCACGGGCAAGAAAGGAUGAACAGCACAGGAGUCGUCUGCUGCAUGCCGCAGCUGGCGCUCUGUGUGCUGCAGCAAACAUGAAGAUAUUAACUCUGAGAAUCGCAAGACCUUUUGUGUUGCAGCUGCCCUUCCUGUGCGCAGAAUCCUCAUGCGUAGCAACAGGGACCAAGGCAGCAGCAAAAGACCUAAGUGCUUGCUGCGCCGCUGCAGCUGCCGCGUUGCAGACGCUUGGUUUGCGUUUAGACGAACCCGUGAACUAUGCACAUUCAGCUAGACGAAGGAAUCCACGCCCGCCCACUCCGGACUUAGCGGUGAUUCGGGUAGAACUUUUGAUUUCUCUGGAGAUGGCCUUCAGGAGUCCUCGUUUCGUUGCUCUCUGGCGGCAAGCGGCAACAGAUGCAGCAUCGCUUGACCAUAUUCUAACUCAGCAUCGGGCAGAAGAUAAUCCGCAGAGGCGCCUCGCGCAUCUGCUGCCCCAAGCAGCAUACCUAUAUUCAGUUGUGUUCCAAGCGCUAGUCAAUGAUGUGCAAAGAGAAUCCACACCUUCAAGGUCCAUAUAUGCCUGGCAGCAGCAACAGCAGCAGAGUGCUUUGCAGUUUUGCAACCUAUUAGCGAACAGUAUUGCCACAAUGAUGGGCUGUGCUGCCAUCGCUAAUCAUCUGCCCUCGUUAACUUUGAUGUUGAAUGCCUGCCGUUGCCUCUCUGCUGGGGUUAUAUCUGCACGUAGUGUCCCAAAACAGCAGCAUUCGAAACAAUCGUCGCUAACAAUGCCAUUGCAGCAGACGGAGAAGGAGAUCAUGCGAAAGCUAGAGCAAGCGCUAACGGACACUGAUGCUAACACGGAAGACCUUCCAUCAAAAUAUAUCCGCUCAUCACUGGUCGCACUUGUGCGGAGCCAUCAGUCCACGCGGCGUUCUGCACCUCCUGCAACAGUUGAAUCAGCAGCUGAAGCCGAAGCAUCCUUCCACCCAGUUGUCUACGCCUUAGCAAGUAAAUUACAUCUGACGAGAAACACUAUACACAGGUGGGUGGCGGAGGCUGCUGGGGCGGAGGAGCUUCGUUUGCAGCGGAAUCAGCCGAGUUAA